GUUCUUAGCCCCGCCCCCUUUGCUUCAAACAGGUCCUCAAGUCUCCUGUAGGAUUCUCCCGUCCCCACUUUUAGCUGUGACUUUGUCGGUGGUGCGUGGUCACAGGUGAAGGACGGGCGAAGAGGAAACAGGUGUACAAUGAAAUUGCUGGUGCUGUGUCUUGGCCUGCUCUCAACAUGCAACAGUCAAGUAAUCUUUCCGAGUGAGACAUCGAACGCUGGCACGCCAUCGCCAGCGGCAAUCGAGGCGGUCGACGACGAACUGUACCGCGCCCUUUCGGUGGAUGAACGGCGCAACGUGAACACCGGUCCCGUUCCCUCAUGCUUCACGCCCGAGGGGGAGCCCGGCACGUGUCAGCCGCUGCAGAGAUGUCCCAGUUACUUCCCGCUGUUAAGUUCGCUCCGCGCGCCCGGGGUCAUCAACUUCUUCAGGCAACGCAUUUGCAGGGUCUUCUCCCGCAACGUGUUCCUGUGCUGCCCCUCCAGGCCGACCCCCGCCUUGCCCUUCGUCGGUCCCACUCGCCCCGUCGCCUCGUCCUCCAGCAUCAUUCCCCCCAAGGUUGAGUGCGGGCGGCCGUCCGUUCAGAAGGUCAUCGGCGGGGAGGAAAUUGCGGUGGGCAGUUGGCCGUGGCUGGCGGCGGUGGGCACGUUGCAAGGGCGGACCUUCCUGGCUUCGUGCGGAGGAACCCUCAUCACCCGCAGGCACGUCCUGACGGCGUCGCACUGCUUCGACGACCCGCGAUUCGUUAACCCGACGAUGGUUCGGCUGGGCGAGCACGAUCUCACGAGCAGCAGCGACAACGCGAGGCCUCAGGACUUCCGCAUCGCCGGACGUCGCAGCCCCGGCUACAACCGCAGGACCCAUGAGAACGACUUCGAGGUCCUCAUCCUCGACUCAGAUGUGGCUUUUAACGAGGUGAUCCGGCCCGCGUGUCUUCCCUUCGACGAGCGCAGCAACAGCUUCCAGAACACCGACCUGACGGUGAUUGGCUGGGGCAGGACCUCCACCACGAGCCUCAGAACCUCGUCGGUGCCUGUCCAGGCCGACGUCCCUGUGGUGGAUACCAACUCCUGCAGCAGGGCGUACCAGAGGGUGGAGUCCAAGCCGGUGGUGGACCAGAGGCACCUCUGCGCCGGGAAGGGAUCGACCGACUCCUGCGGGGGCGACAGCGGCGGGCCCCUCAACUACCUCGGGGGCGACAAAAGGUACUACGUGGUGGGCGUGGUCUCUUUCGCCGUGGACUGCGCCCGCCCGGAAUUCCCCGGCGUCUACACCCGAGUCACGAGUUACCUGGACUGGCUCGUCCCCGUCCUGGAGUCGACGUAGACGGCGUCGGCCCGGGCUUCGUCUGCGGGGGCACUGUCGCUGGUCCUGCUUUGAUUCGGCGGCGUGCGGGAAGGACGUUUUCUGAGGAUAAAGGCGCUAAAAGAAGGAAACAAAGAAUACAAGUAGUCUAGGUAUGAGCGGAAGUGACGAGGCAGAUUAGGACAUAUAUGCUUCUGUAUGUACUUCUUUACACACACACACACAGACACACACACACACACACACACACAUACAGACUUAAACAUGCACAGACACACACACACACACACGUAUCUAACGUUGCUCUUUUUAGCCUCCCAAAGGUCACCGAUUUAGGUUUCUAGAAAAUGCUUAUAAGCUUUUAUUUAAGAACAAGCAAAUGUUUCGCAGUCAAUCCAUUAUUCUGUGUAAUCAGUUCGGGCAUUGUUGAGGGGCGGCCGCCUAAAUAAAGAUCAGAUAGUCUA
Molecule: messenger RNA, 1769 nt
Organism: Penaeus chinensis
Lineage: Eukaryota; Metazoa; Arthropoda; Malacostraca; Decapoda; Penaeidae
Product: venom protease-like
Exons: 10
Coding region: 139-1326 (395 amino acids)
Biological process (GO): proteolysis
Molecular function (GO): serine-type endopeptidase activity
Source: RefSeq, a predicted model, not a curated record